Messenger RNA from Rhizophagus irregularis DAOM 181602=DAOM 197198, 384 nucleotides. RefSeq lists its product as uncharacterized. The record is from RefSeq and is a predicted model, not a curated record. Lineage: Eukaryota; Fungi; Glomeromycota; Glomeromycetes; Glomerales; Glomeraceae. Gene Ontology annotation, molecular function: protein dimerization activity.
AUGGAGAAAUCAAACCGAGAAUUGCAAAAAAUCGCUUAUGUCGCAAUCGAGAAAAGGCGUAGAAAAGGGAUUAACAAUGGAUUUCAAUCUCUUAAAGAAAUUGCCGGUUUAUGUAUUGGUAGUAAAAUUUCUAAGGAGAAAAUUUUACAAGAAGCAUGUCAAUAUAUCCAUAUGCUAAAAACCCAACACAAUGAUUCUUUAAUCGAGAUCAACAAAAGUAAAGCAAUUAAUGAAGAAUUGAAGUGCCAGGUCUAUUACUUGGAAAAAUCAUUGAGCGGUGAAUUGGGAGAACAAGAAUCCUACAAUUACUUCAUUGAGAAUAUUCUUCAAAAAUUUGUCACGACAAACGAAGAAUUAAACGAUCAAUUGAAAGCAAGUUUUUAA